Molecule: messenger RNA, 1345 nt
Organism: Heterobasidion irregulare TC 32-1
Lineage: Eukaryota; Fungi; Basidiomycota; Agaricomycetes; Russulales; Bondarzewiaceae
Exons: 14
Coding region: 383-1345 (320 amino acids)
Source: RefSeq, a predicted model, not a curated record
GCGGUAGACGCUCUCACCCUUUCCCACCAAUGGAAACGAAGAAGAGCCUGUGUGCGCAUGUAUACGGAGCUCACAGGAUGAAGCAAUGCCAGCGGGCUCUCCCGAAGGUCUCCUUUGAAACGUCAAAUUCGUCCAGUUGAUCACUUUUUCUUCUUGCCCUUCGUGAUCUAACGGUACACAGCCGUGCGCUAGUGAUCUUGCCUACAAGGUUCUAACUUUGUCUCGUUUCUGAUUAAACCUUUGGAGCACCAACCACGCGAGCAUAUUUAGUGUGGGGCGGUCUCCCCCCAGCCAGGAACGCUCUGUUCUCUUUUCUCGCCCACAGUUCUUUCCCGCCUUCUUAUCCGCGAAUCUCACCAAGCAGCCAAUCCUGUCGCGAGGUAUGUCCGAUGCUACCACACCUAACUUUGCGAGGACAAUCCAAGGGCCAAUGCUCCUCGGAACAUUCUUCAAUCUGAUCCUAUACGGUAUCUUCCUCGCACAGACUUUUGUGUACUUCCAAACCUACAAACGUGAUCGUAUGUGGAUCAAGAUUGUGGUUGCCCUGCUCAUCGUGGUGGAAACGUCCAACUCUGUCCUUCCAAUAUCGUACAGCUAUGACCGUCUCGUCAACAAUUUCGGAAACAUGCCGGCGGCAGGCGUUUCCACUUGGCUGAACACUAUGAAUCCCAUGACCAUCGGUAUCAUCGCGACCAUGGUUCAACUGUUCUACGCUUGGAGAGUGAAAGUUCUUACGGGUAGAAGGUGGUGGAUGAUUGCGGUGAUCGUCCCAUCCAUCAUAUCUUGCACUGGAGCCACUGUAUUGUCCAUCGUCAACCUCGUAGAUCAGUCGUCGAUCACAGCAGUCGCCCGCUAUCGUCCCAUCGUGAUUGUUUGGUUGGCAUCUUCCGCACUAACUGAUACGAUCAUCAGUGUUAUUCUGGUUUCCUAUCUACGGCACCGGCGAACCGGAUUCUCGUCAACGGAUGACACCGUCAACAAAAUCAUCCGCCUCACCGUCCAGACAGGUCUACUCACCUCUUUAUUCGCUAUCUUGGAUCUAACACUGUAUCUUUCCCUCCAAACUGCGCAUCACGUUAUGAUCAACCUUCCACUCGCCAAGCUCUAUACCAAUUCCUUGAUGUCCAGCCUCAACUCCCGUCAGGGGUGGCAGUAUGACUCGAGCAAUGGCAGUAUCAUCGGCAGCUCUCAAUUGAAAUCUGCCUCGAAGAGGAAUACCGUUUUCAUCGAUAUAGAGGCCGAAUCUCAUGAGAUGAGCGGAAGGGCAGACGUCAAGCAUCACACGCAAAGCCUCGGUGAUCAGGCAGAACGUAGUGAUUCUCUCAAGAUGCCAAACGGGCUGUAA